Messenger RNA from Striga hermonthica, 1173 nucleotides. NCBI's taxonomy places the organism in Eukaryota, Viridiplantae, Streptophyta, Magnoliopsida, Lamiales, Orobanchaceae. The record is from the annotation of a GenBank genome assembly.
AUGGCGCUGCACACACUUGUGGGCAUAAACCUCACCCGUUUGUCACCGGAGAGUUUGUUAUCUCCGGCGAUUUCCAAAACUCGAUGUUCCCUCGCCAUCUCCGAUAUCUCCACCGCCCGUGAGACCGAACCCUCUACUUCUUCGGUUUACUAUUUGUUGGCGCACAAGCACCGUUUGUCUCAUGAUGUGGCUUCACGCGCCGCCUCCGUUUUGAAUCCUUUGGUCCCCCAGGAAAAAUACGGUUCAGUACUCGCCUUCUUCGUGCAGAUGGGCUUCACGAAAUCCCAGCUGGAGAAAAUCCUGAAUGUCCGGCCCGUACUCCUCGCAGCCGAUCUUGAGGAAACAAUCAAGCCCAAGAUCAAGAUAUUCGAGGACCUAGGCUUCUCCUCGGAAGAAAUUGCCGACAUAGUGUCGAAGGAGCCAAUGAUUCUGCACGCCAGCCUGUACAAUAAAAUCAUCCCCACAUUGGCCUGGUUAAAGGGCAUGUUGGGUUCGAACAAGAAAGUGGCCAGGGUUCUGAGAGAUAAUGGUCGGUUGCUAUUGACCAAUCUUGAAAAACACAUUUUGCCCAACAUCCGGCUCCUGAUGAACCAUGGGAUGACAGAAGACGAUGUCGCCAAGCUCAUGUAUUAUUACCCGCGGAUCUUACUGUACAAGCGAGAAACUCUUAUCAGAUGCUUGGACACCAAAGACAAAAUGGGCAUUUCCUGGAGUUCAAAGAUGUCCGUUUAUGCCGUCGGGGUCAUUUGCUCGAUGCAAAACACGAGUUUGGAACGCAAGCUGCAGGAUUUUCAGGAAAUUCUCGAAUUCUCGAACGAUGAAGUUAUCAGGACUUUGGAACGGGACCCCAAGCUUUUCUGUGUUUCGGAAGAUAAGAUGAGAAAGGUGAAACAGAUUUUGCUCGGGACUGGGAAAUAUGAUACAUCAUCGAUUGCUGAAUAUCCAAAGUCGCUCAUGUUCAGCAUCGAGAGGCGGCUUAAGCCGAGGUUUGAGGUUUUGGGGAUGCUGGAGAGUAGGGGCCUGAUUAAAGAGUGGCCUUGUCUCAGAUAUGUUUGCGUAGUGGCAGACGAGAAAUUCUUUAAUGAAUAUGUGGAACCAUAUAUGAGUGAAAUUGGUGAGGAUUAUUUUGGGAAGAGAGCACUCGAUUACAAAAGUGAGACCGAAGUCGUGUAA